Molecule: messenger RNA, 1660 nt
Organism: Venturia canescens
Lineage: Eukaryota; Metazoa; Arthropoda; Insecta; Hymenoptera; Ichneumonidae
Product: Sjoegren syndrome nuclear autoantigen 1 homolog
Exons: 3
Coding region: 178-582 (134 amino acids)
Cellular component (GO): ciliary basal body; centrosome
Source: RefSeq, a predicted model, not a curated record
ACCAUCAGAUAAAUAACACGAAAUCUCCUUUCAUGGGAAAUUUUGUUGUUCAUCUCCGUUAGAAAGAGCAUCAAAGCGUUUUGAAAACAGUUUUGAAAUAGAAAGAUUCUUUUCGUCGUAAAAUUUUCAAAAAAAUUCCAAACCGAUGAAGUUUUGUUCUCAAUUAACGAAUAUCAGAUGCUCAAUUUUCUGAACGUAGUCGUACUUAUAAAACACAGCGCGAUGUCUCAACACGGAGCUGCCUUACAAACGUAUAACCAAGAACUCGUCAAAUGCUUGGAAGAAAUGAAAACGAGAAGAAACGAACUUCAAACACAAAUUGACUCUCAGGAAGAAGAGAAAAAUCAUUUGCAACGAGAAAUCGAGAAACUAUCGUACAAGUUAACGCGAGUUGAUGACAGUCUCAACAAAAGAAUUGCUGUACGCAACGAAUACGACAAAACUAUAGCCGAUACAGAAGCUGCGUAUCUUAAGAUAUUGGAGAGUUCGCAAAUCCUGUUAAACAUGAUAAAGAGGGAAGCAACUAGUCUGGAUCAAACAUUAAUAAAAGCUACAAUGGCGAAGCAAGAUUUGAGACAGUGACAAACGUAGAACAGUAUAACGUGUGAAACUAGAAAAUGAUGUAUAUUUAAUGAGAACAUUGCAAGCCAUAAUAAGCCAUAAUAUGAAGACUGAGUCACAAAGGAAGGACCAGAGAUUUGAUCGAACGAGUACAAAAGUUGUAAAUACUUUGAGUAUGGUUAUGAAUAAGGAACCAAGUAGAAAUACGGCUGUGCUCAAUUUUACGAGCGAGUCUAUUUAUAUGUAUACAAAUUGCGACUUUUUUUUUACAUUUUCGUUUUUUACUACUAGAUAUACAUGACAUGAUUGUGUGAUUGAGAAAGAUGUACAACAAAACAUUUGCGUGGACGUGCUCGUAGCCAUGCCUGAGCAUUUAUAAAUAAUAUUUUUUAUUAACAUUUUAAUGGUAUACGUUUUACUGCUAUUUAGCGAAACACCAUUUUAGUAUUAUAAAUUUGAUACAUUUGUUUCAUACACACGACUGAUCACUCGGGUAGGGGAGAAUGUGUUGAAACAAAUGUUUUUCGUUGUAUAUAACUCGCUACUGACUAUGAAAGCAUAUGAGACUCACAAAUUUUUUCUUCAGUAUCUUUAGAGCAAAAUAAUAAUUAUUUGAUAUAACGUUGGUGAGAGAUUCCAAUUUUUAACCUAAUGAAGAAACUUGCUGGAAUAGAAAAUAUUGUCGAGUUCUAUUCUGUUCAGCAUUCAAUAGCACAAUUUACUCAGUCAAAUGAGAAAGUGAUAAAUGAAUUAUACGAAUGAGAAAAUAAUUUGGAACCAUUGAUUUUACAUCGUUUAUAUCAUUACCGAAUGUUAUCCUUCCGUCUGAAAAAUACGAUUUUAUUAAUUCAAAGGAUGAAUUUGCAGUUUUUUGUCAUUUUACGACUGGAUUGUGAGAUUACAUUCAUCUCAGUAUGAGAUAUAAGAAUUGAGAAAGAAAAUUAUCCGAGAUUCUAGAAGAAUAGAUACGUGAAAAUAAACCAUUGCAUACAUAACACUAAUUUUUAAUAGUAAAUACCAAUUUUGUAGAGUUCUAAAGAUUUGUAAUGUCCUAGGACGAAAAUUUCGAAGAAAUAUAUUGAAUUAGAGAUUCAGUUGA